Molecule: messenger RNA, 3057 nt
Organism: Pelobates fuscus (common spadefoot toad)
Lineage: Eukaryota; Metazoa; Chordata; Amphibia; Anura; Pelobatidae
Gene: LSS
Product: lanosterol synthase
Exons: 22
Coding region: 90-2282 (730 amino acids)
Biological process (GO): cholesterol biosynthetic process; triterpenoid biosynthetic process
Cellular component (GO): lipid droplet
Molecular function (GO): lanosterol synthase activity
Source: RefSeq, a predicted model, not a curated record
GUCUAAAACUACAAAUCCCGUGAAACCCAUGUACAUUUGGAGCAAGAUAAUUUCUUGAUGCAAAUACAGAAAAUACACAGAGCUGAGAAAUGAGUGGAGGAACGUGCCUACGCAGGAGGGGUGGCCCUUACAAAACUCCUCCAGCCACAGACCUUACACGAUGGCGACUCACAUGCACAGAAGGCAGGCAAACUUGGAAAUUUGUUGAGGGUGAGGACCGAGAGCCUAGUGUUUUGGAGGCUCAUUCUUUAGGACUGAAUACGAGUGAAUUUCGGCCAAAUUUACCAAAGGCAAACACUGCGCAGGAUGCAGCCGAUAAUGGGCUAACAUUUUAUUCGGCUUUACAAGCUGAAGAUGGACAUUGGGCUGGUGAUUACGGGGGACCCCUAUUUCUUCUGCCAGGUCUUCUAAUUGCAUGUCAUGUGACACAAACACAUCUGCCAGAUGCUACAAAGAAGGAGAUGAUACGAUAUUUACGCUCUGUACAGCUAGCAGAUGGAGGAUGGGGGCUGCACAUUGAGGAUAAGAGCACAGUUUUUGGCACUGCUAUGAACUAUACUUCACUGCGUCUCCUUGGGGUGUCCCAAGAUGAUCCAGAUGUGACAAGAGCACGGAACAACCUACACAGCAAGGGUGGUGCUGUUGGUAUUCCUUCAUGGGGGAAGUUCUGGUUGUCUGUACUGAAUGUAUACAGCUGGGAUGGAAUGAACACUGUGUUCCCAGAGAUGUGGCUUUUGCCAAGAUGGUUCCCUGCUCACCCAAGCACCAUCUGGUGUCACUGCAGACAGGUUUAUUUGCCUAUGAGUUAUUGCUACGCCACCCGUCUUUGUGCUCGUGAAGAUGAUCUGAUCCGUAGCCUGAGACAGGAGUUAUAUCUAGAAGACUACAGCCGUAUUAACUGGCCUGCUCAGAGGAACAAUGUCGCUUCUUGUGAUAUGUACACACCUCACAGUGCAAUGCUUAACAUUGCCUAUGUUUUUCUGAACCUAUAUGAAUCAUAUCAUCUGACUUCCCUUCGACGCCAUGCAGUAAAUGAGCUGUAUGACCACGUUAAGGCUGAUGACAGGUUCACCAAAUGUUUGAGCAUCGGUCCGAUUUCCAAGGUGAUUAAUAUGCUGGUCCGUUGGCAUGUAGAUGGCCCUGAAUCCUCUGUAUUUAAAGAGCACGUGGACCGUAUCCCUGAUUAUCUGUGGCUGGGUUUGGAUGGGAUGAAGAUGCAGGGCACAAAUGGUUCUCAGUUGUGGGACACCACAUUUGCUAUCCAAGCAUUUCUAGAGGCAGGAGCUCACAAGAAAGUUCAGUAUCAGGAGUGUCUGAAGAAAGCUCAUGAAUUUCUGCGUAUAACACAGAUACCAGACAAUCCUCCUGAUUACCAGAAGUAUUACAGACAAAUGAACAAGGGCGGUUUCCCAUUUAGCACCCGUGACUGUGGUUGGAUAGUGGCCGACUGUACAGCUGAAGGACUAAAAUCUGUGAUGUUACUUCAGGAAAAGUGCUCCUUUCUGACAGAUAUUAUCCCUCGGGAUAGGCUCUAUGAUGCCGUCAAUGUGUUGCUCAGUAUGAGGAAUCCAGAUAAUGGCUUUGCUACGUAUGAAACAAAGCGAGGCGGACAUUUGCUGGAAUUGCUCAAUCCUUCGGAGGUGUUUGGGGACAUCAUGAUUGAUUACACAUAUGUGGAGUGCACGUCUGCUGUAAUGCAGGCACUAAAACAUUUUCAUGACUGGGAUCCAGACCACAGAACGCAUGAAAUAAGAGACACAUUGCAGCGUGGGCUAGAUUACUGUCGCAAAGUGCAGCGCAAUGAUGGGUCUUGGGAGGGAUCAUGGGGUGUUUGUUUUACAUAUGGUAUCUGGUUUGGCUUGGAAGCUUUUGUUUGCAUGGGAUACACAUAUAAAGAUGGUUCCCCAGAAAUCAUCAAUGCCUGCAAUUUCCUUCUCUCCCACCAGAUGGAAGAUGGAGGCUGGGGAGAAGAUUUUGAGUCAUGCGAAGAGAGAAGAUAUGUUCAGAGUGCAAACUCUCAAAUACACAAUACAUGUUGGGCUCUGCUUGGUUUAAUGUCUGUAAGGUUCCCAGACGUGGCUAUUUUGGAGAGAGGCAUCAAAUUAUUACUGGAGAAACAGCUCGCUAAUGGAGACUGGCCUCAGGAGAAUAUAUCAGGUGUGUUUAACAAGAGCUGUGCAAUCAGUUACACGUCAUAUCGAAAUGUGUUUCCAAUUUGGACACUAGGUCGUUUCUCCAGGCUGCAUCCAGAUAGCCCAUUGGCAGGAGUACUCAAGAACUGACUCUGAACAGGCCUAUACACCUGGUUAUCACACCAUACUACCUCUUGCCUCCCCAACAUUAAUUUAUUUCAGCAUUUGCUAAUUUGAGCCACCAUUAUGCCACUGACGUGGCCAUUCCCAUCUCAUCAAUGCUAAAAGAGAUAUUCUAAGCUUCAUAACUAUUACCUAUUACAGAUUUGUGUGUUGGUUAUGUUGCAAAUAGUUUUUUGCUGCAAUCUUUGUCAAGUACUUUUAGAGCAGCAGAGGGACCAGACUUUGGAUUCCAGCACAACAAUGGCUAAUGUAAAACCAGUGAAAAGACUUGACUAAACGACUGCACUCAGGGACUGUUGGCACCAUAAUCACUAUUUCAAGCUUUCUAUAUUAAACGACCUACAUAUCCAUACAAUCUGAGACACAGUUUUAAGAGAAUACAAAUAUCAAAUCAAGAUAAUAAGUGCAAUUAUAUUUCUUGUGAAAAUGUCUUCAAGUGUCUUGCAAGUAAUUGAACAGCAUUAUAUCUGUAGAUAUAGUUUGUCAUCGUUAAUCUUGUUUUAAUAUAUUCAAAUUCAAGUUGGGUUAAUUGCUUCUGCAAUAACAUUUUCUACUAGCCAGAUGUACUGAUUGUGUUUUGGUUUUAUAUAAUUCUCCUGUGCGGAUCUGUGCAAAACAUGAGCUGUUUUGUAAUUUGUAAAUAAUACAUUAGUUGGUUCUCUAUUGCUGAAAAUGAUCUGAAGUUCCAGUUUAAAAACAUGGUGUGUCACGAUGUGAGAAAUUAAAUUUUAAUAAGAAUGAG